AUGCUCAAGCGCCGGCUACGAGUCUCAGCGCCGGAUGUCAUUGCGUGGGUCUGCGUCCUGUACGCUGCGACGACUGCGUACUUGCACGUUCGCCUCGCCCGCAUGCCCGCCGUCGUUACGUUUCUCUCGCUCCUCAAUCCGCUCGGGUCCGGCGUCGUCUUUGCCUUCUGCAGCGCUCUCCACGCCCGUGUCGCCUGUCAUUUUAUCACAUCGCGCUAUCGCAUCAACACGACGACGAGCCAGCUACGCGCCAUCAAGCCCCUCGUCGUGCGUGGCUGCCGGCCCAGAGCUGUGAAAGCCGCGCCGCGCCUUACGCGUGCGCUGCGGCUCAAGAGCUUUUUUCGACUUCGUCUCAGAUCCAACGAGAUUGCGACCGACCUCCGAGUCGUGCGCUCUGCCCUUCGCCAUCCGUCGUUUUCCACUGUGAGCAGCAUGCCGCUGCAAAAGCUCGUGCUCACAUGGAAGGAUCGAUGGGUGCGACUGCAGAUUGCUGGCGAAGGCCACUAUGCUCGGUUCAUGGGGCCGAAAGGCUUUUUCAGUCGUGCGGGGUCCCACUACGAGCUGGUGCGUGGCGUCAACUGGAGCGGUCGCAUCCGCAACAACUUUGUCGUGCUCUACGGCUUCAUCUUUGCGCUGCAAUGCGCUCUCAUGCCUGCCCUCAUCGCGUGGAAUUUCUACAAGUAUGCCGACUCGCGGCAUCGAUCCAAGCGCCGGAAGCACCGGGAGUGGAUCCUCGUGCUCGUGAUGGCGUUCGACAUGGCCCUCAGCGUCGGCAUCCCGAUUGCGAUCAUCGUGCCGGCCUACUGGCGCUACUAUAUCAACCCUGCGAUCCUCUCGGACGUGACGUUUGACGUCUACGCCGUCUCAAUUAUCAAGUCGUUCAUGGUGGCGUCGCUCCUGGACUUGAUGGCGCUGGCCGUGCCACUGGUUAUGAUCGCAGUGACCUUGCGCAACCUGCACGAAGCCCGCGUGACGGCAUUUCUCUGGGACAGCAUCGUCACGGCCGCGUCGCCCGUGGACCAGCUAGCGCAUUUGAAAAAGUACUUCAACUUGGCCGACUUGGAGGGCCGGCUGCCGUCCAAAGCCCUCCGCAAUGGGGCCAUCCUCAGCCCAGGCGGCAGACAACAAUCGCGCGAUCUCGCCUCGCUAUUUGCUAGCUUGCCGUCGCUGAAGAAGUUGCGGGGGACGCCCGUCGUUCCGUUUCAUCAAGCGCUCAGCCCCACGACGCAGCAUUUGACUCGCAUCCAAGACGAAGAGGUGCGUGACCACUCGAGUCGGCUCGUUCUCUUUGGCGCCGCGCUGCUUGUCGGUAGCACAGCCGCCGUCUUGGUGCUUAUUGUGGUGCUACGCGCAGCGUCUGCAACUCUCUGUCUACCGCCGCGCCUCACCGACCACUGGAGCUGCGCGGGCAGCCUUCGCCCGUGGCACUUGUCUUCGCUGUGGGACCAAGCGUGCGUUUGCCAGAUUGUGCACAUCAACUGCGAUUCGGAUGCCCAGGUGUACGAGAACGUUGCCACGUUUGUGACGACAUACCCGACCGAGCACAUCAACUAUCUCAAGCUCCAAGGGUGUGAUGUGGGUCGCCUUUACCCGUCGAUGGUGCGCCUCAGUGAUCUAUGGGGCCUCGAAGCCAGCGCUGUGCCGACCCAGCACCCACCAGAUGUCGAACUAUCUCAGUUCUCCAAGCUGGUCUACUUGUCGUUGCGGCAGAACCCAUGGCCCGACCUCCCACUGUUUCUACAACAGGUGCCUCCACUGCUCUCGGCGCUGGACCUCUCGGAGACAUCCUUUCGGACGUGGCCAACGUGGGUGGGCGCGGCGUGGUUCAACCUCACCCAGCUAACCGUCGUGAGCGCGCGCAUGAUGGAAUUCCCGACCACUCUCUUCGAGCUCGACUGGCUCGCAACGCUCGACCUGACCAACAACUCGAUCGCUGUCCUGCCACCCGUACCGGGCGGAGCAUGGUCCCGCGUCAAGGAUCUGCGCCUUGGAGGGAACCAGCUACGGGCCAUUCCACCCAACAUCUUUGCCCUCCCGAGCCUCCAGACGCUCACAUUGGCCAAGAACGAGCUCACGUCGUGCCCAGUCGCGCCGAUGCCACUUGGUAUUUACACACUCGACGACAACCCGUGCUGCAACGCGUCGACGACCGUCCCAGCCUGUGCAUCGAGCUGCCGUCCACUCUGCGACAGCUACUAUGCAGCGUCGCCGGUCUGCAGUCCGUUCUGCAACGGCAGCAUCUCAUGUCGCUCGAGCUCGAGCUGUUCCGUGUAGCAUCAAACAAGCCACUGCCCGCGUUCGUCUUGGGUCAAGGCCGGAUACGCACCGCUUCCUGUCGCUGCGCCAUGCACGCGAAAUCCGAGCGCUCCAUAGAAAGGGGACGCACACUAAGAACUUGAUGUGUCAUGAUAAAACGACAAAAGACAGCUUGGAGCAACGGCUGCAACGGUUU
Messenger RNA from Saprolegnia parasitica CBS 223.65, 2452 nucleotides. RefSeq lists its product as hypothetical. The record is from RefSeq and is a predicted model, not a curated record. The coding region runs from base 1 to 2274 and encodes 757 amino acids. The transcript has 13 exons. Lineage: Eukaryota; Oomycota; Saprolegniomycetes; Saprolegniales; Saprolegniaceae. Gene Ontology annotation, molecular function: protein binding.